Molecule: messenger RNA, 666 nt
Organism: Salvia hispanica
Lineage: Eukaryota; Viridiplantae; Streptophyta; Magnoliopsida; Lamiales; Lamiaceae
Product: WUSCHEL-related homeobox 2-like
Biological process (GO): plant organ development
Molecular function (GO): DNA binding; DNA-binding transcription factor activity
Source: RefSeq, a predicted model, not a curated record
AUGGAAGGUAGAGAUCAAAAUCUUGGAAAUGGAGGGUCGAGAUGGAAUCCAACGAAGGAGCAAAUAGACAUGCUGGAGGGCUUAUACAGACAGGGUUUGAGAACUCCAACUGCUGAGCAGAUUCAUCAAAUCAGUGCAAGGCUAGGAGAUUAUGGCCACAUCGAGGGCAAAAACGUCUUUUACUGGUUCCAGAAUCACAAAGCCAGGCAAAGGCAGAAGCAGAAUCAGAAUCAGAAGCAGGAGACUUUUGCUUUCUACAAUCGCUUUCUUCAUUCACCUUCUCCUCUUUACCACAAUGUGGUUUGUAGCCCAUGUUACAUUCCUCCACAAAAGAAUGAUCCAGUGUUCUACCACAAUCAGCACAGGGUACAACUCCCUACAGCGUCUGGUGAUUUUAAGAGGUGUACACCAAUCCCACAAACCACUUAUUCAUGCCAUCCCACACUAACGGAUCAAAGGCAUGAUUCUCAAUCAACGGAGCAUCUAAGCCAUGAUCAAGAAACACUUGAUUUAUUCCCAAUCCACCCCACUGGAAUCUUGAAGCCAAGAAGUGAUAAUGAGCAUAAUGAAUUCAAGAACCCUAGUUUUUGUGAUGAUAGUUCAUCAUUAAUGCUAUCAAUUUCUGGUUAUGAUCGUCCCUUUUUUGAUUUCUUUGGUGAGAAUUGA